AGGUCUAAUGUCAGCCAACUAGUUAACCUGUAUCUUGGCUCAGAGCCAACCUCCGUUUUCUGUUACAUGGGAGAUUUUGGAUGUGGAUUUGGAGGAUGGACGCCGGUCAUGAAAAUUAACGGCACCGAGGUGCCAUAGUUUUUCUGUUGGUUUUUUUUGGUUCGGUUUUUGUUGUUUAAUUCCUUCUGUAUAUAUGUGUGUGCUUUUGUUGAGAUUCACGAAGCCGUAAUGCCUCCAAGACUUCGUAACCCACUGAAAUAAGUGGCUUUAUUUAAUGACUAUAAAUGUUAAAGAAGCGCGUGGGAAAAUUUACAAAAUAAGUGAUAAAUGAUGACGAUGACGAUGACGAUAACGAUAACGAUAACGAUGACGACGACAACUACAAUGACAACGAUGACGAUGACAAUAAAGAUGAUGAUAAUAAUGGCGAUAACGAUGACGAUGACGAUAACGAUGAUGAUGAUGAUGAUGACGAUAGUAACUAGGUUAAAAAAGGGAAUCGCUCUCUUCGCGGAAUGAUUAGGAAUUAGAGCGCUUUUUGAUUGAGUCUUGUAGAACCUAACCAAAGCUAUCAUAACGGCGGAUCAGGAAAAAAAAAAAGAAAUUAUGAGCAGACAAAUUGACCUCGGAGUUGUCAAGUAAACUGCGCAUGCCUUAGGCGCUGGGAAACGCGAGUGACCAAUUUCAGCUCGGAAUUAGUCUGAGUUAAUUAGCAUUUGAAGCGGAUCACUCACGACACUCAAUUAAGGACAAUUAAAGCUUGGUCUGAUUAGUAACGAUGAGAUGGAGAUUAGCACGGUGAACGCGUCCGGCCUGUUCCCUUGUACAGUUUAAUUGAAGUGAGUUAAGGGCGAUUUGGUCUGAAAUCACACCUAUGAUGUUAGAUGAUGCACUUGGUAUCAUCCGUUUCGACAUCACACAACUAAAUCACCUAAUAAUAGGAUUCGGGUCAUAAAAAGUUAGUGCAAUAUGUAAAUACCUCAAUUAGAAUACUCAAAUCUGAAUUGAGUCUGAUUCCCAGAGAAAGAGAUGAAGGCAAUUUAGAGCGAAAAAAAUGUGAUUUGUAAAUAUUUCGCUCUGCUGAGAGGAAAUGAAACUAGAAACAGCACCAGUGAUAUCGAAAUGAAUUUAAUAAACUGAGAUUUAGGAUCGAUUUGCAAAAUGUUUUCACAGAGGAGCUGAACCACUGUUUCAUUACUCUUUUUCAGCCCACCUUUCAUUUUAACUCGCAUUAUUGGAAGGAUUACGAAGUAUACAACCUUCCCGGAGGGGAGACUGGGUUUGACGAACUGGAAACGAAACUGCCUACCUACUGGGACACAUCCUUCUCCAAGAUCUGUCUCGGUAUGAAGAUUGGAAAUCAGCUCAACUUUAUCGUGAUUAACAAGAAGGCUGACUCUUUGUAUACAUUGAUUGCUGAUGGGCAAUACCGCUCAACCUCACUGGGUCGUGACACAUGGAAAGAGUUGAUUGGUUCACAGGCCUCUUUGCAGCUUCAUUGCAACAGGGAAGGUUUUAAUGUUGUUUGUAACCGCAACCAAUAUUCAAAAGCUAGAAUUGGUAUUAUUGGCGACCUCUUCUACCGAGCCCGCCGUUGCUUAUUUUGUACAUCACGGAUUGGAUUUGGUGCAGGCGGUUUACCUGAUUAUGACAGUUCGUGUGGUAACGAAGCACGGCUGCAAUCAGAUAAUGAAGAGAAACGUAUAAGGGCCAUGGGAUACAUUUUGGUAGAAUAG
Molecule: messenger RNA, 1736 nt
Organism: Pocillopora meandrina
Lineage: Eukaryota; Metazoa; Cnidaria; Anthozoa; Scleractinia; Pocilloporidae
Source: the annotation of a GenBank genome assembly